Molecule: messenger RNA, 1187 nt
Organism: Ictalurus punctatus (channel catfish)
Lineage: Eukaryota; Metazoa; Chordata; Actinopteri; Siluriformes; Ictaluridae
Gene: dnajc17
Product: DnaJ (Hsp40) homolog, subfamily C, member 17
Exons: 11
Coding region: 123-1064 (313 amino acids)
Biological process (GO): spliceosomal complex disassembly
Cellular component (GO): spliceosomal complex
Molecular function (GO): RNA binding
Source: RefSeq, a predicted model, not a curated record
CGCUUCUAGCAGCAGCAGCAGCAGAAGAAGACUGCUCGUAACCCGGAAGUGUUUAGUCUGAUAUAUUUUCAAAAUAGAUUCAUAUAUAUUAACGGUUCAGUUGCGCUAUUUAAUUUUAAAAAAUGGCUUCUACAAAAGAAUUAUUACAGAUGGACCUGUACGCUUUACUCGGAGUUGAAGGAACAGCGACAGAGAAAGAGGUCAAGAAAGCAUACAGACAGAAAGCUUUAACCUGCCAUCCAGACAAGAACCCAGAUAAUCCUAAGGCUGCUGAGCUCUUCCACCAGCUCUCCCAGGCCCUCGAGGUGCUGACUGAUGCAGCGGCAAGGGCUGCCUAUGACAAGGUCCGUGCUGCCAAGAAACAAGCCGAGGAGCGAAACAGGAGACUAGAUGACAAGAGAAAAAAGAUCAAAUUAGAUUUAGAGGCUCGUGAACGGCAAGCAGAGGCAGAAGCUCAGAAAAGAGAGGAAUUCAAUAUCACCCGAACAUUAGAAGAAGAAAUUACCCGCUUGAGAGAAGAAGGCUCCAGACAGCUGCAAGAAGAGCAGAGACUGAUUCAGGAGCAGAUCCAGAAAGAGAGGGAGUGGAGGCUCAAUGCUCAGUCCACACAUGCAGAUUUUUCAUCAGCGCCGCAAGACUACAGAAAGGUCACCCCUAAAUUAAAGCUGAAGUGGAAGUGUAAAAAAGAUGACGACACCAAUGGUGGAUAUUCCCAGGAAGUUCUUCAAGGCCUCCUUCAGAAGUAUGGUGACAUCUUGAACAUUAUAGUAUCGAGUAAGAAGAAAGGCAGCGCUGUGGUUGAGUUUGCGACCGUAAGAGCAGCGGAACUUGCCUGCAAAAAUGAGAGUGGUUUGACAGGAACCCCUUUAAAAAUUACAUGGCUGGAGGGACAACCUGCGAACACUGAUCCAACGGCACCCAAUAACUCUUCACAGAACUCCCUGAGCACUGAACGAGAUUACGAGAGCCUGGUGUUAAUGCGCAUGAGGCAGGCGGCAGAGCGACAGAAGCUCAUCGAGCAAAUGCAGCAGGAAGAUGAAGAGGAAGAAACAGUAAAGACCUGAGGGGACACACUCAUCAGCUUUACUUAAACAUAUAACCCUUCAUUACUAUUUUGUGCUUGUUUAUUGCCCUCGCAAUUUGAAUCCUCACAAAUCAAUAAAGUUUUUUCUUUUGGUAAAUGCUGA